Molecule: messenger RNA, 1455 nt
Organism: Cottoperca gobio
Lineage: Eukaryota; Metazoa; Chordata; Actinopteri; Perciformes; Bovichtidae
Gene: nr1h4
Product: nuclear receptor subfamily 1, group H, member 4
Exons: 9
Coding region: 1-1455 (484 amino acids)
Biological process (GO): negative regulation of inflammatory response; positive regulation of transcription by RNA polymerase II; negative regulation of transcription by RNA polymerase II
Cellular component (GO): RNA polymerase II transcription regulator complex
Molecular function (GO): bile acid binding; nuclear receptor activity; zinc ion binding
Source: RefSeq, a predicted model, not a curated record
AUGAAUGAGUGGGUGGGCCCCGACAUCAAUGUGGUGGGACCGGUGCAAAUCCCACCCAGCGAUGAAUUCUCCAUCUCAGAGAGCUCCCACUUGUUUGAUAUUCUGGCAGAUCAAGGAAGUCCUCUCCUGCAGGAUCCAGACAUUUUACCCUUCACCUAUCCCAGCAUGCAGUAUCAGUCCAUGGAGCCUACCAUGUCUUCCACACCAUACUACUCCAAUCAGAACUUCUACCCUCAGUACAAUGGAGACGAAUGGUACACACACACAGGGAUAUAUGAACUGAGGAAAGGACCCCUGGAGGUUGGCUAUGAUGCUGAGAUGGAGGAGGUGUCCGCUGUGGUGCCUGCUGUGUGCAAGAGGACACGGCACAUGUCGCAGGCUGGAAGGGUCAAAGGGGAGGAACUGUGUGUGGUGUGUGGAGACAAAGCCUCUGGAUACCACUAUAACGCUCUCACCUGUGAGGGAUGUAAAGGUUUCUUCAGACGGAGCAUAACCAAGAACGCUGUGUACAAAUGCAAGAGUGGCGGAAACUGUGAGAUGGACAUGUACAUGCGCCGGAAAUGCCAGGAGUGUCGGCUAAGAAAGUGCAAAGAGAUGGGCAUGCUGGCUGAAUGCCUGCUGACAGAGAUCCAGUGUAAGUCUAAAAGACUACGGAAGAACACCAAGGCCUCCCCGGGACAGUCCACCGGAGACGAGACAGAGGCGGCGGACAACACAGACAACAAACAGAUCACCUCAACCACCAAGCUCUCAAAGGAAAAAGUCGAAAUCACCAAAGAGCAGCGGGCUCUCGUGAAAGCCAUCGUAGAUGCUUACAACAGACAUCAAAUUCCUCAAGACGUGGCCAAAAAACUGCUGCAGGAACAGUACAGUGCAGAGGAAAACUUCCUGCUAUUGACAGAAAUGGCAACAAGUCAAGUUCAAGUUCUGGUGGAGUUUACAAAAAAUAUUCCAGGCUUUCUCUCUCUGGAUCGUGAAGAUCAGAUCGCUCUGCUCAAGGGUUCGGCUGUGGAGGCCAUGUUUCUGCGCUCAGCUCAGGUUUUGAGCAAAAAGAUGCCCAACGGACACACAGACGUUUUGGAGGAGAGGGUACGCAAGAGUGGUAUAUCAGAGGAAUUCAUGACACCCAUGUUCAAUUUUUACAAAAGCGUUGGUGAACUCCACAUGGCACAAGAGGAACAGGCUCUCCUCACCGCCGUAACCAUCCUGACACCAGAUCGGCCUUACGUGAAGAGUCAUCAGGCUGUGGAGAGACUUCAGGAGACCAUGCUGGACGUGCUGAGGAAGCUGUGUGUCCUGCAGCACCCACACGAGCCGAUGUAUUUUGCUCGUCUCCUUGGCCGCCUGACGGAGUUGAGAACACUCAGCCACUACCAUGCAGAGAUGCUCACGUCCUGGAGGAUGAACGACCACAAAUUUACGCCGCUGCUCUGUGAGAUCUGGGACGUGCAGUGA